AUGCCUCAAUCACGUCUUUUCAAGCCCCUCAAGAUUGGUGACAUGGAAGUGAAACAUCGAAUCGGAAUGGCACCGCUCACUCGCUUCAGAGCAACUGAAGACCGAGUGCCAACACUCCUCAUGAAGGAAUACUACGGCCAACGCGCCGCUGUACCAGGCACCUUGAUCAUCGCCGAGGGAACAUUUAUAUCAGCAAUCUGCGGCGGUUUCCCGCACGCACCAGGGAUUUGGCGCGAGGAUCAAGUCGCUGCCUGGAAGAUCGUCACCGAUGAAGUUCAUCGCAAGGGAUGUUUCAUAUUCUGUCAACUAUUCGCCAUGGGCCGUGCAGCGGAUGUAGAUAUAGCUCGGAAAGAAGGCAUCGAUAUCGUAGCACCCAGUGCUAUUCCCAAGGAAGAAGGCGCUGUGGUGCCCAGGGCCAUGACUACCGACGAAGUCAAGCAGACAAUCCAGGAUUUUGUCGCCGCUUCGAAGAACGCUAUUCAAGCCGGCUUUGAUGGAGUUGAAAUUCAUGGCGCGAAUGGAUAUUUGCUCGACCAAUUCAUCCAAGAUGUCAGCAACAACCGUGACGAUGAGUAUGGUGGGAAUGUGGAGAAUAGAUCUCGUCUCCUCGACGAAGUGAUCAAAGCUGUUGCCCAUGACAUUGGUCCUGAACGUGUCGGGCUUCGGCUGAGCCCGUGGAGUACAUUCCAGGGUAUGAGAAUGCAGAAUCCCAUCCCACAGUUCACAGACGUGAUCAGCAAAGCCAGUCAGGCGGACAUUGCAUAUCUUCACCUUGUGGAGUCGCGAAUUUCUGGUCCCCAAGAUUACGACGGCCAUGACACUCUGGACUUUGCAUACGAUAUAUGGAACGGACCUUUUCUUAUUGCUGGCGGGUAUACAUCGGAUGAGGCCCGUAAGUUGGUGGACGAGAAGUAUCCGGACAAGGGCAUCAUGGUUAUCUUUGGACGGCACUUCAUUUCCAAUCCGGAUCUCAUAUUUAGGAUUAAGAAGGGUCUAGAGCUGAAUGCGUACCAGAGAGACACAUUUUAUGUCUUCGAGUCGGCAGUGGGUUAUUCGGAUUACCCAUUCAGCAAGGAGUAUCUAGCAAGCGGGACAAACGUUUAG
This is a messenger RNA of Penicillium hordei, 1104 nucleotides long. Its product is annotated as alkene reductase. The record is from RefSeq and is a predicted model, not a curated record. The transcript has a single exon. Lineage: Eukaryota; Fungi; Ascomycota; Eurotiomycetes; Eurotiales; Aspergillaceae. Gene Ontology annotation, molecular function: NADPH dehydrogenase activity; FMN binding. The coding region runs from base 1 to 1104 and encodes 367 amino acids.